Suillus plorans is the source of this 1097-nucleotide messenger RNA. Its product is annotated as Isochorismatase-like protein. The coding region runs from base 148 to 771 and encodes 207 amino acids. NCBI's taxonomy places the organism in Eukaryota, Fungi, Basidiomycota, Agaricomycetes, Boletales, Suillaceae. The record is from RefSeq and is a predicted model, not a curated record. The transcript has a single exon.
CCAUUACCAAACCAUUACCCCUGCGAAUUCAUCCCAGCCCUGUCGCCUCAAGGCCUAAAGGCUUUCACCCCGGCUGCGGUCGGUGUCUAUAUAAAGCAUUGGAUUAUCUUGGGAUGUCCGUGACUUUCUCGUUCUCAAUUGCAUGUCAUGACCCGUCAUCCCAUUGACAAUCGCCACAGCCUGCAUCCGAGUCAUCAAAGUCCACCAAGCCUCACUUGCCGCGUCCUCUUACUCCUGGACGUGCAAGUUUGUAUGCUCAGCAGCCCAAAAGAAGGCGGCAUCCCCUCUUCUGAGACUGUUUAUCGGAAUAUUGAACAUAUCCUCGACCGUGCUCGCUCAGCAAAGCAGCCACCUCGCAUCAUUCAUAUCCGCAACUCCGGAGAGUCAGGUGAUCCAGACACACCGAACUCCCCCGGCUGGCAGCUCGUUUUUCCAACACUUGAGCACGAGUUCGUUAUCGACAAGUUGAAAAAUAACGCAUUUGCUGGAACAAGACUCGCAGAAUUUAUACCACGCGACGCUGAACUCAUAGUCGUCGGCAUGCAAAGCGAUUACUGUGUGCGCGCUACUUGCAGCGCAGCCUUGGGUAGAGGAAACACGGUUAUCUUGAUCAAGGAAGCACACGCAACCUACGAUCGCAUUGAAGUAUGGAACGGUGGCAUGGUUACAAUCGCCCGUGAUGUGGAGUCGGAAAUAGAGGCGGAGUUGGAGGAGGCUGGGGUCAACUUACUGUGCAUGUCGGAUGUGCCGCACUUGUUCAGCGACCGGUAACACGCAAAGUUGGCGGGAGUGAUCGCUGAGAACUUUCGCCCCCUUUCCGGCCAUCAUGGUAGUUUGACAUUUGCAUUGUGAGUUUUUCUCUGGUCCACGCCUCGUACUUCAACGAGGAGAGCUGAUUACUCACAAUAACUUGAAGCUUUACUCCGUUGGAUAUUGGUUCCCGUUUAGAAGCUCCUGCAUGGCUGGUAUGAUGGUUUGGAUGAUGGCCCUGUCACGGUAGUGGGCAUGUUGGUCAUCAGUUUGGUAUCGAUAUUAUUACUUUGUUAAAUACUUACAAAAAUAUGAUAACUAAAUGUCACGUGAGUGCGAUUAAAUGA